This is a messenger RNA of Didymodactylos carnosus, 1539 nucleotides long. The record is from the annotation of a GenBank genome assembly. Lineage: Eukaryota; Metazoa; Rotifera; Eurotatoria; Philodinida; Philodinidae.
AUGAAGUAUUCAAAUGUGUUAUUAUCACUUGUACUGUUCUCGUUCGUACUUUACAAUCGUAGGAGCAGUGCGCUCGAAGUUCUCAGUGAUGAUUACACAGAGUCAAAAUUAUUAAGCCUGUUACGUGAAAAACGUGAUGUUACUCACAUUGACGUGUCAACAGAAGAUUUAUUGAACAUUGGUGUUGAAGCAGCAGGAACUUUACUGGAAGAAAUACCUGGUGUUGGACCAUUUGUUAGUAUAGCUUUCAAAAUCAUAUGGGAACUGUUUGGUCCGAAAUAUGAUACGAAAGAAGAGCAACUAAAGAAAGAAGUUAUGGAUUACGUUAAGAAUUUUGUUCAGGGAUCAAUCGCUAAAGAAAAAGCUAACACUUAUUUGGGUAAACUGAAAGACGUACGUGCACAAUUAAACUUUUAUAAUGCAUCAUCAGUUGAUUGGUUCAUGGAUAAGAACAGUAGUGAUAAACGUAUAAUUGUACGUAAUAAAUUUGGAGAAGCCUAUGGGAAAGUAACAGGAAUUGUUAAUGUUGGUAGUGCUUCAGAUUAUCUCUAUGCAAUUCUUGCUUCAACAACUUUGGCACAUCAAAUCAUACAAACACUACUGAAAGAUGUUACACGUUUUGGUGAAGACUGGAAUUAUGGUUCGAAUAUCUUGGCUCAGUACGAAAAUGAUAGACUAACAUAUUCAGAAGCUUCCAUGAGUGAAGUUGCCGACGCAUUUAAUCAGUAUGAUCGAGUUGCUGGUGACGGAAACGGAGAUUUAACUUACAACGACCUGCCAACAUAUCCACAGGUGAUGGUACGAGCAUGUUUCUUACAACGAACACUCAUUUAUCUACGUACAGAAUUGUAUCCAUUUGGUGUACCAACACAGGUAGCUGAUGGUGCUCAAUUGCCGGCCAAUAAAAAAUAUUAUCAGAUCUAUGGGGAGUAUGCGACAAAACCUUAUCUUGAUAAUGUAGCAUACAAAAAUGAUAAGGCACGUCAUAGACUGGGCGAAAAUUGUAUCCUUGGGCGUAUCGCACCGUACGAGAAACUAUGUCUCUCUCGUGGUAUUGUAUGUUUCAAGCAUGUUUUCACAUCGAUCUACACUGAAUACCAAAAAAAAAUAAUCUCACAAAUAUUUACAAAAUUUUAUUCUGUUGGUAAAAGUGGGCAGUAUUUUCUUCGAAUGUACUUUACACCAUUGGGAGGACAGAGUAUCAAAGAUAUUACGUUACAACUUGCACUUGGUGCUAAGGACAUUAUAUUUCAUCCAUCGAAAGAAAUCAUUCAGCCAUUUCCAGUAAAAGAAAUUGUACCAAGUCGUUUAAGCGGACGCGGUGUAACAUACAAAUACGCAUACUACGAUCAAUCAACAGAAAUCCAUUUUUACUGUUUAACACCAGUCAACAAGACUAACAACGGAACCAGCAGUAACAGUAUCACAAUCAAUACUGGACAAUCAUUUCGAUUUGGACUUGACUAUCAACAAAACUGGAUUUUUCGUGCACUUGAACUCUAUCGAGUUGAUCAGAAUGAUACAAAUACGUGUCAGUAA